Trematosphaeria pertusa is the source of this 2368-nucleotide messenger RNA. RefSeq names its product glycoside hydrolase family 2 protein. Gene Ontology annotation, biological process: carbohydrate metabolic process. Bases 139 to 2349 code for a protein of 736 amino acids. The transcript has a single exon. The record is from RefSeq and is a predicted model, not a curated record. Gene Ontology annotation, molecular function: hydrolase activity, hydrolyzing O-glycosyl compounds. Lineage: Eukaryota; Fungi; Ascomycota; Dothideomycetes; Pleosporales; Trematosphaeriaceae.
AACGCCUGGGAGGCGGUGGCGCUGCCACAUGACUGGGCGAUCAAAGGACCUUUCUAUGUUGGCGAUGAUGUUCCCGUCACCGGCGGUAUGGGACGGCUACCUUCGCAGGGAGUGGGCUGGUAUCGCCGGAAUCUCAGCAUGACGUCUCUGGAUAAGGGCAAAUCGAUCUAUCUUGACCUUGAUGGCGCGCAGUCCUACGCCAUAGUGUGGCUUAAUGGACACCUCGUCGGCGGAUGGCCGUAUGGCUAUGCUCGGUUCCGGUUGGACUUGACGCCUUAUAUGAAGUUCGACGGGGAAGAUCAGCUAGCUAUCCGGCUAGAUAAUCCCCUGGAUUCUUCGAGAUGGUACCCUGGGGGAGGUAUCUAUCGCAACGUCUGGCUUACGAAGGUCGAGAAGGUGCAUGUUGCGCAGUGGGGGACGUAUGUCACUACAGAAGAUGUUUCGGAAGAGUCGGCUAAGGUCAAUCUGGCGUUGCAAGUUGAGAACAAGGGGAACAGCAGUCAGCAGGUGCAAGUUGUCACCGAGGUGUAUGUGGUGGAUUCUCAUACUGGAGAGGCUGGAGAAAAAGUUGCUGAGUUUCCUCAGGCGACAUUGAACCUCGCAGGAGCUGGGAAGCAGCAGAUCAAUCAGUCCAUCACGAUCCAAAAUCCGGCACUAUGGGGUCCCUUACCAUCACAGACACCGAACAUGUAUGUGGCCAUCACGCGCAUCUCCAGUCGCAACGGCACAAUGGACACCUACGAAACUCCUUUCGGCAUCCGCUCGCUCACCUACAGUGGGGACGAUGGCCUGUUAGUCAACGGAGAGCAUAUCCGCAUCCAAGGCGUAAACCAGCACCACGACCUCGGCGCAAUCGGCGCAGCUUUCAACGUCCGCGCCGCUACUCGCCAGCUCGAAAUCCUCCGCGAAAUGGGCGUGAAUGCGAUCCGCACCUCGCACAAUCCGCCCGCACCCGAACUCCUUGAUCUUACAGACCGCAUGGGCUUCCUUGUCUUCGACGAGAUCUUCGACACGUGGCAGCACAACAAAACAGCCAACGACUUCCACCUCAUCUUCGACGACUGGCACGAGCCCGAUCUGCGCGCCUUCAUUAGAGCGGAUAGAAAUCAUCCCUCAAUUUUCGUCUGGAGCGUCGGCAACGAAGUCGCCGAGCAGCAAACCAACGAGACCGGCGCCGCAGUCGCAGAAAUGCUGCGUGACAUCGUGCACGAGGAAGAUCCAACGCGCCCGGUCACCGCCUCCAUGAACUCCGCGAAACCCUACCAGCCCUUCCCGCGCGUCUUCGACGUACUAAGUCUCAACUACCAAGGCGAGGGGAUAAGAGAUACGCCAGCGUACUCGCAGCUCAGGGGGAUUGCCACGCCGCCCCAGUACCCAGCCUUCCACUCCGCCUUCCCGGGCAAAAUGCUCAUGACCAGCGAAUCAGCAGCCGCCCUUUCCACACGCGGUACUUACAUCUUCCCCGUUGCCAACCUAACCAGCGCCCCCGUGAACGACACAUCAGGCGGGAAUAGCACCUCGCUGCAAGUCAGCGACUACUCGCUCUACAGCGCCGACUUCGGCGCCUCGCCCGACAAAGUCUUCUCGAGCCAGGACCGCAAUCCCUUCGUCGCGGGUGAAUUCGUAUGGAGCGGUUUCGACUACCUAGGCGAACCGACGCCGUACUACGACGCGCGGAGUUCGUACUUCGGACCCAUCGACCUAGCGGGCUUCCCAAAGGAUAGGUUCUACUUGUACCAGGCGAGGUGGAGGAGCGACUUGAAGAUGGCGCAUAUAUUGCCGCAUUGGACGUGGCCGGAUAGAGUGGGCAAGGUGACGCCCGUGCAUGUCUUUUCUUCGGGGGAUGAGGCGGAGUUAUUUGUGAAUGGCGAGUCUCAGGGGCGCAAGACGAAAGGCGAGUAUGAGUAUAGGUUCCGGUGGGAUGAAGUCGUGUAUGCGCCCGGCGAACUUCACGUCGUCACCUACAAGAACGGGACGGAGUGGGCAGACGCUACGGUGAAAACAGCUGGGCCGGCCGCUUCGCUUCGUCUCGCCGCGGACCGGACUAGCAUCACAGCGGAUGGCGACGAUCUCUCCUUCAUCACGGCCGUGGUGCUGGAUGCGGAGGGGAAUGUGGUCCCGAUGGCGGACAACGAGAUCACGUUUGACGUGUCUGGUGCGGGAGAGCUUGUGGCGACUGAUAACGGGGAUCCGGCGGACUUCACCGCGUUCCCGUCGCCGCAGAGGAAAGCGUUCAGUGGACUGGCGCUGGCUAUUGUGCGAGGGAAAGCCGGGGCUGCGGGAUCGAUGACGGUUACUGCAAGUGCGGAGGGGCUGGAAGCUGGGACGGUCGCUGUGAUGGCAGACUAGAGAACUUAGGUAUAGGCAC